Molecule: messenger RNA, 1074 nt
Organism: Papaver somniferum (opium poppy)
Lineage: Eukaryota; Viridiplantae; Streptophyta; Magnoliopsida; Ranunculales; Papaveraceae
Product: nucleolin 2-like
Exons: 4
Coding region: 1-1074 (357 amino acids)
Molecular function (GO): RNA binding
Source: RefSeq, a predicted model, not a curated record
AUGCAUGUACGUGUUAUAUACUCUGUCAAGUUCUCGACAACUAUUGCCGCUGCUGCUUCACCUAUUGUUGGAUCUGGAAACAAAAGAGAUAACAAGAGGGAUGCUGGGGAAGAAAUCGAGAUAAAGCUGAAGAAGAAAAAGGUGGUGGCAGACUUCAGCAAGAUGAAGACUAUCCAAGAGUUUAGCAAUGGAAACUCAUCUUCUAAUGAUCAAACGACCCCUUCUGCACCUCAACUGCAAAGCACCAAAGCGUCUAAAACAGUUACUGCCAGGAACAUACCAUUUUCUAUCCAUAAGUCUGAUCUAAUCGAGUUCUUUAAACAGGCCGGGGAAGUUGUUGAUGCGUGGUAUUGGAAGCGUAGCUUGGAGAUCAAGGAUGAUACCAAGUUAGAAAUAUACCACCAAAAAUUGUCCACUAAAUCUGACGUGAUCGAGUACUUUAAAUGGGCUGGGGAAAUAAUUGAUGUGCGUUUCUCUUCACUUGAUAAUGAAAAUUUCAGUGGAUAUUGCCAUAUUGAGUUCGCAACCGAAGAAGGUGCGAAGAGGGCAGCUAAGUUGAAUGGCCAACACUGCUUGGGCCGUCCUUUUGAACUUCGCUUUGCUCGUGAAACCAUAUGUGUCCGGGGUUUUGAUACGUCUAUAAAAUUUGACCAGAUCCACAGCUCCCUGGAAGAGAUUUUCUCAACCUGCGGAAAGAUCAUAUGGAUGCACAUUCCAACAUUUCCUUACACUAAUGUUACAUUGGGGAAGGCUUUCAUCGAGUUAUAUGAUCUCCGAGCAUUCCCCAAAGCUCUUGCUAUGAAUGGACAUAAACUUGGUGAUUCCACUUUGAGAGUCGAAGAUGCUACACCACUUCAACUUGAUGUUAAUCCACCGGGCCGUCGACGGAGAAUUGGUGGAAGACCUGUUGGUCCUUACGGUGGCUCAAUCUACCCUCGCAGAUACUUCCCUCACAGAGGUUGGGGUGGUGCUGGCAUUGGAAAACAUAAAGGCAUCUUACAUAAAAUCAUAUUUGAUGAUGAUUCACCGGGAGGACGAACAGUUGAUUGGGGUUCACCUGAAGAGGAAAAAUAG